CAUCUUGUAAUGGAAGAUGGAAGACAAAGGGGCUCGUGUUGCUGACUACUUUGUUGUCGCAGGACUAACAGAUAUUUCCAAACCACUAGAGGAAGAAAUCCACUUCAAUGAUGCUUGCCAUAAAAUCGCUAAACCAAAAGAACCUAUUACAGAUGUAACAGUACUUAAUAAAUCUCUGGGGGAGGAAGUUCCUCAGGGAUAUAAAUGUAUAGAUGUUACUCCCUCAGGACUGUCUGCAGAUCUCAAUAAUGGCAGUCUUGUAGGACCACAAAUGUACCUUUGUUAUCGCCGAGGAAGGGAUAAGCCCCCACUUACUGAUUUGGGGGUUUUAUAUGAUGGGAAAGAAAGAGUAAAGCAAGGUUGUGAAAUAAUUCAAACCACUCCCUACGGUCGGCCUGCUAACAUCAGUGGCAGUGCCUCCUCGCAGCGAGUGUACAUCACUUACCGAAGAGCAUCCGAAAACAUGACACAGAACACGCUGGCUGUUACAGAUAUAUGUAUAAUCAUACCAAGUAAAGGAGAAACCCCUCCACACACAUUCUGCAAGGUUGACAAGAAUCUUAAUAAUAGCAUGUGGGGCUCAGCAGUGUAUUUAUGUUAUAAAAAGUCUGUGGCAAAAACCAACACCAUAUCAUAUAAAGCUGGAUUAAUAUGUAGAUAUCCCGAAGAAGAUUAUGAAUCAUUCCCGUUACCAGAAUCUGUGCCUCUUUUUUGUCUACCUAUGGGUGCAACAAUUGAAUGUUGGCCAUCUAACAGUAAAUACCCUCUCCCAGUUUUUUCUACAUUUGUACUAACUGGAGCUUCUGCAGAAAAGGUAUAUGGUGCUGCUAUUCAGUUUUAUGAACUGUAUCCUGAAGAGAAUCUCUCAGAGAAACAAAAAUCUCAACUGGGAUUAGCAGCUGCUGCUGAGGGAAAGUCAGACACAUGUAGAACAGUUCAAACUAAUAAAUGCAUCUGUCUGCUCUCUCACUGGCCUUUCUUUGAUGCUUUCAAGAAGUUUCUUACCUUUCUGUAUCGCUACUCCAUCUCUGGUCCACAUGUCCUGCCCAUCGAGAAACACAUUUCCCAUUUCAUGCAUAAAGUUCCUUUUCCAUCCCCUCAGAGGCCAAGAAUUCUAGUUCAGCUAUCUCCACAUGAUAACCUGAUUCUUAGCCAGCCUGUGUCAUCGCCCCUUCCACUGAGUGGGGGCAAGUUUUCUACACUACUUCAGAAUUUAGGACCUGAAAAUGCAGUAACUCUACUUGUGUUCGCUGUGACGGAACAUAAAAUUCUCAUCCAUUCAUUACGACCUUCUGUCCUUACUAGUGUGACAGAGGCAUUAGUCUCUAUGAUAUUUCCCUUCCACUGGCCUUGCCCGUAUAUUCCUCUCUGUCCCUUGGCACUGGCAGAUGUGUUAAGUGCACCAUGCCCUUUCAUAGUGGGAAUUGAUUCAAGAUACUUUGAUCUCUAUGACCCUCCACCAGACGUUAGCUGUGUUGACCUCGAUACCAACACAAUUUCUCAAACUGGAGAUAAGAAAACUAUUGCAUGGAAGAUCUUACCAAAGAAACCUUGUAAAAAUCUGAUGAACACUUUAAGUAAUUUAUAUCAGCAACUGGCAGAAUUGCAACAGCGACCAAGAGAAGAUGCAUUAAUGGAAUUAGCAAUGAAUGAUUACGAUUUUAAUUCCGGGAAGAAAUUGCAUCUGUUAGAUUUGGAGAUCCAGGAAGCAUUUCUGUGUUUCAUGGCCUCAAUACUAAAAGGUUACAGGUCUUAUCUCAGGCCAAUAACAGAGGCACCCUCUGAAACAGCCACAGAUGCAAGUUCUCUCUUUGAACUACAAGGUUUUCUCAAAAGUCGAGAUCGUUCGCAUCAGAAGUUCUACACGUUGAUGACCAAAACUCAGAUGUUUAUUCGCUUCAUUGAAGAGUGUUCUUUUGUCAGUGAUAAGGAUGCAAGCCUUGCUUUUUUCGAUGACUGCGUAGAUAAAGUAGAUAUGGACAAAACUGGGGAAACACGACUUAUAGAGCUGGAUGAGUCAUACAAGAGUGAGCAUACAGUUUUCAUAACACCACCUGAGAUCCCCCAUCUGCCAAAUGGUGAAGAGCACCCUCUACAAUACAGCUAUAAUGGAUUUCCAGUGUUAAAACUAGAUUUGUUUGAGCGACCAGAAGGAUUUCUCAAAGCACCAAAAAACAAACUGUCCUCAAAAGCCAGUAGUCCCAACAGCCCAUCACCAAUGUUCAGAAGAACUAAACAGGAAAUUAAAUCAGCACAUAAAAUUGCUAAGAAGUACUCAUCCAUACCACAGAUGUGGUCCAGGUGUUUGCUGCGUCACUGCUACGGUCUUUGGUUUAUCUGCCUCCCUGCAUAUGUGAAAGUGUGCCAUUCAAAAGUCAGGGCUCUGAAAACUGCUUAUGAUGUGCUGCAAAAAAUGCAUACCAAAAAAAUAGAUCCACCUGAUGAGGUGUGCUACCGAGUACUCAUGCAACUGUGCGGACAGUAUGGGCAGCCUGUGCUAGCAGUGCGGGUGCUGUUCGAAAUGCAGAAAGCUGGUGUUGACCCUAAUGCCAUUACUUAUGGCUACUACAACAAGGCUGUUCUGGAAAGCACCUGGCCUUCAAGCAAUCGAGGUGGCUAUUUCCUGUGGAUGAAAGUACGAAAUGUUGUUUUAGGAAUAGCACAGUUUAAAAAAGCAUUGAAAAAGCUACCAGCAAACACGUCACAUACAGCCACUCCUGGAGGACUUUCAGACUCUGGAAAUAACACAUCAUUCAAAGAAGAAGCCAAGCAAGGGAAAACUUGUCUUCAAGAUAUACAAGAACAAAAGGAGGACAAGAGAGAGAGUGACUCCAGUUCUUUGUCCGAAGUGGAGAGCACAAAAGGGAGUGGUGACUGCCUGCCCAAACUAAAUUACCAGAACUCAAGCAAUGCCAAAACCGCUUCUAGCAUAGUGCGGCUCAACGGUACAGUUGACAAUACCAUAGCAGAAGCCAGCACAGAGAGUUCUGUAGGAUUGCUGUUUACAUCAUCUUUUGAGGAUGCCAGUGAAGCAGAAGUUAUAAAAAGUAAAUCCUUAAGAAAGAGACAUAAAAGUGCAGUAGAACCUGACUUAAGGGAGAUACCAUGGGAAAGCAGGAACCGUAACCUGAGUGGAGAUGGCUUAGUGGGACUCAUGAUGAAUAGAAUAAAUCAGGAAACAAACCCUGGAGAAAUGGUUGAAAAACUAGGAGCUGACGCCAAAAUCCUAUCUAGUGCAUUACAGAAAAGCAUAAGGCCAAAAACUCUUAAUAUCAGAAGUUCUUCUUUAGGAUCUAAGAGAGAAAGCCUGGAGAAAGAAUCUAGUGAUGAAGACGCAGCUUUUGAUUGCAGUUUUACAGAUAAAACAGAGUCUCCUGUUAUCUUUGAUUUGGAAGACUUGGAUGCAGAACCCGAAACAGCUACAGCAGUGAAACCCUCCAGUGAAAAAUCCAAAAGGCUGCAAAGAAAGAGCAGCUUUCCAGUAAAGCCAGUUGAAAAGACAGAUGUUGAAACUGGAUUUGAUCCGCUGUCUCUGCUGGUUGCAGAGACAGAACAGCAGAAAGAGGAAGAGGAGGAUGAUGAUGAUAGAAGUGUUUCUACUCCAUCUGCAAGACGAGAUUUAGCUGAAGAGAUAGUCAUGUACAUGAACAAUAUGAGCAGCCCUUUGUCAAGUCGUGCCCCAAGCAUUGAGUUGCAAAAGCCCUUUGAUGACAGAAAUGCUAAUAAAAAAAGCCCAACAAUAAUCCAAUCUUGCAGGAGGUCCAGCCUUCCCCCAAACUCUCCAAGGCCAUCCAGCCUUAUCAAAUCCAAGAGUUAUCAUGCAAGAAAUGAAGAAAGGACAAGAGACAGGCUCUGGUCCUCCCCAGCUUAUUCCCCAAAUAGUCCAGCAAAGGAACAGCCACAGGAUGCAACUAGUGCAUUAACACUUGUGUCUUCACCGUCAUUCAACUUGGAUACGCUGUUAACACCCAAGUUUGAUGUUCUAAAAAGCAGCAUGUUUUCUGCUGGAAAAGGGGUUGCAGAGAAAGCUAGCAAGUGGUACUCAAAAUUUACAAUGUAUGCUGCAUCCUCAAAGGAUCAAAAUUCAGACCGAGCAAGUGUUUCAUCUCUUGGAGCUCUGGACUCGGAAUCUACUUCUCUAACUGAUGAAGAUGUCUGCAAUGAUUUUGAAAGUGCUUCUCCUCAGGAGAAUACCACAUCAGAAAUUAAGGGAAUUGGCCUCAGCAGGACAAGCCUAGAAAGCUCGGCUUCCCAUGAUGGUUCUCUUUCGAAGUUCCCUCUACCUGACAAAUCAGAGUUGAUAUCUUCCUGCAGUACAAGCAGUACCAGUGUGUUUCAGAACUACGCUAUGGAGGUCCUCAUCUCAAGCUGUUCACGAUGUAGAACUUGUGACUGUUUGGUUCAUGAUGAAGAAAUCAUGGCAGGUUGGACAGCAGAUGAUUCAAAUCUCAACACCACGUGUCCAUUCUGUGGCAAUUUAUUCCUGCCUUUUUUAAGCAUAGAAAUCAGAGAUCUCCGGCGACCUGGACGUUACUUCCUGAAGUCCAGCCCUUCUACAGAAAACAUGCAGUACCCAUCACUUUUCUCAAAUCAGAGCGGGAAGUCCUGUAACACUGCAGCUACUGUUGGCCUUGCUACGUCUCUAAUGUCUGUUCAAGAGGAUAUAAAUUCAAACAGCAAAUCUAAGCAGCAUGAGAAUAGUUGUGCCAGAAGUAUCCAGAUCCCCUCAGGAAGAAGACAAAAUACCUCUGGGUCAGAAUGUACAAGUCACCCUGUAGCAAGGAGUAUCAGUACUUUUGGUCCACUGGAAGAAGAUGAGAAGGAAAACCAGAAGAUCAGCCAUAUCAUUCCUACUGGUAGCCUGCCUGCUACUUUGCAAGGACCAACAGAUUCCCUGGGCCUAGAAUGGCGCUUACCUAGUCCUGAUCCUAUAACGGUUCCUUAUCUCAGUCCUCUAGUGGUAUGGAAAGAACUCGAGAGCUUGCUUGAAAAUGAAGGGGAUCAUGCAAUAACAGUGGCAGACUUUGUAGAUCAUCACCCCAUUGUGUUCUGGAAUUUGGUGUGGUAUUUCAGACGCUUGGACUUGCCCAGCAACUUACCAGGAUUAAUACUUUCUUCUGAGCACUGUAACAAAAACUCCAAGAUUCCACGAAGCUGUAUGUCAGAGGACAGUAAAUAUGUUCUUAUUCAGAUGCUAUGGGACAAUAUGAAAUUGCACCAGGAUCCAAGGCAGCCUCUGUAUAUAUUGUGGAAUGCUCAGACCCAGAAGUACCCGAUGGUCCAUUUGUUGCAGAAAGAUGAUGACUCCUUUAAUCAGGAGCUCUUGAGAAGUAUGGUGAAAAGCAUUAAGAUGAAUGAUGUGUAUGGACCAAUGAGUCAGAUAUUGGAGAGAUUGAACAAAUGGCCACAUAUGAAAAGACAGCGGAGUCUUUACAGAGAAAUACUAUUUCUUUCACUUGUUGCCCUAGGAAGAGAUAACAUUGAUAUAGAUGCUUUUGACAGAGAGUACAAAAUGGCCUAUGAUCGUCUCACAGCUAGUCAAGUGAAGAAUACUCAUAAUUGUGAUAGACCACCAAGUACUGGAGUGAUGGAAUGCAGAAAGAUUUUUGGAGAACCAUAUCUUUAA
Nestor notabilis (Kea) is the source of this 5626-nucleotide messenger RNA. RefSeq names its product DENN/MADD domain containing 4A (gene DENND4A). The record is from RefSeq and is a predicted model, not a curated record. The transcript has 30 exons. Lineage: Eukaryota; Metazoa; Chordata; Aves; Psittaciformes; Psittacidae. Gene Ontology annotation, molecular function: protein binding. Gene Ontology annotation, cellular component: ESCRT I complex; cytoplasmic vesicle. Bases 17 to 5626 code for a protein of 1869 amino acids. Gene Ontology annotation, biological process: regulation of Rab protein signal transduction.